Saccharomycodes ludwigii is the source of this 4797-nucleotide messenger RNA. It is a transcript of the gene EPO1, whose product is annotated as Epo1p. Lineage: Eukaryota; Fungi; Ascomycota; Saccharomycetes; Saccharomycodales; Saccharomycodaceae. The transcript has a single exon. Bases 1 to 4797 code for a protein of 1598 amino acids. The record is from RefSeq and is a predicted model, not a curated record.
AUGGAUGCUGGUUUAGGUGCUAUUAAGAAAAAUAGAUUUAAUCAACAUAUGGGUGAGAUUGAUUUAUCUAACGAAGUUCCCAUUAGCGGUCCAUCUACUCAAAAAACAUCUUUCUCCCCACAACAACAACAACAACAACAACAACAACAACAAUACUCCAAUAAUAACAUGGGUUAUGGAAUGGUCCCACCGGGACAACGGCAAUACACUAAUAAUACAGGAUACCCAAUGAUGUCACAACCACAACAACAACAAAUAAAUCCACGUAUUAAUUACAACGGUUAUUCAAAUGGCAAUCCAAGAAUGGCAAUGCCCGUACAGCCAGAGAUAAGAAGCAAUACAAUGCCUACAAGGUUUGAAUCUUCUCCAAUGUCAAUGUCUAGAAAUAACAAUCCUUCACACAAUAAUAACAACAACAGUAACAACCAUAGCUUCAAUUUUUCAAAGGGCAAGCAUACUCUAACUAACAUUUUUAAAAAAAAAAACAAUAGUCCAAUGGGUGCAGGCGGAUUUGACAUCGCGGAUGAUGACGAUGAUGAUGACUUUGGCACUGGUUCCAGUAAAAAUAACAAUAAUAGCGUCAACAAUAACAGUUUUAAUGGUGGUGUUGGUGAUAUGAAUAACAAUGAUGAGGAAGUUACCGUUGACUCUAAUGAAAUUUUAACAUUCAGCGAUAUCACUGGCUUAAGAAAUACCGGUGGACCAAAUUAUGGGGGUUCACAACGUGAUGACACUGCCCCAAUUAUUCCUACUUUGGUUACUAAAAUUAAUCAAAAACCUUCUAAGUUGAGUAAUACAGAAUAUAGGAAAAUGAUGUUUAACCAAAAAAAAAUGGCAAUGUCUACUCUUUCCAAGCAACACUCAAACCAAACAGCACCACCUCCACCAAGAACAAUGUCCUUACAGGGCAAUUGGAAUGCUAUGCCACAACAACAACCAGGUGGAAGACCUAUGCCAAAUACUAGAUUUGCAGGGCCACCAAAUGGCCAACCCGCUUAUCCUAGAUCAAAUUCGAUGAUGAAUUCCGGUAUGCCUCCUCCAAGAUUUAGGCAACAACCACAAUUAAUGCAGCAGGGUUUCCCGCAGCACCAGCAACCAAUGUACCAGGAGCAAUCUCCAAGAGCAAUGUCGUUAACUAAUACUCCAAGAUUUAUGAAUUCUGGAAUGAACCCACAACCGCAUUUAUCACAACAACAGCAACAACAACCACAAGAUCCAUAUUUUAAUAAUAACGUUGAUAGAAGUAAUAAUCUUCCUCAAGAUAACUUUUCUUUGCCUAAUAAUGGAAGAGCUAUGUCUAUGCAAAACAAAUCUGUUAAUCCCAUGUUUAAUGGUCAAGGAAUGACUACGUAUAAUAAUAAUAAUAAUAAUAAUAGUAAUAAUAAUAAUAAUACUCAUAAUCAGAAUGCUAAUAUUACUAAUGUACAUAGGAAUGGCGACAAUAACAUGAAUAACAAAACAUUGAAUUUGCGUGGCAGAACUAAUAUUCCAUCUUCAUUUUCAUCUUCAGAUUUAUUGAACAAUGCAAAGUCACAGCACCUACAGUACAGGAAACCAUUUGUUCAAUCUCAAUCCUUAAACAAUAUUAAGGAGAACGCCAGCAACAACAACAACAACAUUAGAGACAACAAAAAUGUAAAUAACUAUAAAAACCUUCCCUCAACUAGAUCAAACUUAUCGCAUGAAUUUAACAUUAAUGACAUUGACAAUAAUAAACAACAAGAUAAUACUACUGGCAAUGAGAAUGGUGCGAUUCCUAACGCCAAUGUUACCAACACUAGAUCAGCAUCUGACGUUAGCAUUGAAAUUAUAGAUAAUCCUUCAAUUAAACAACCGGAUAUAACAAAUAUAAAGAAGAAUAAUAAAAAUGGAAGUGUAGAUAGUUUUGAUUUCACAGAUAAAACGCCUGAAGAUCAACAAAUUAUCGACACUACCCUACCAAAAAAUAAUACUGCACAACCUUUUAAGCCAGCUGCUGCUAUUGUAAAUAAUAGUGGUAACACACAUAGCAUUGACGAGUAUAAUAAUUCUGAAAAUAGUUAUCAUAUUUCCUUAAGACCUAACACCCACAGGAAAACUUUAUCUGCAGAUUUAAGACCUGGAAGCGCUUUAUUUAGUGGCUUAUCCCCUAACUCGAGUAACUCUUUUGCCAACACGAACGGUAUGCUAAACGGACAACAUUCAAAGACUAAUUCUACGGUUUCUUCCAUUGGUGAACCAACCCCAAAUUACCAACAAAAAAAAAUGUAUGCGCUUGCUAACAAUACUACUGAUAUGAAUCUUUAUGUCACUGCAGAUGAGUUUCCUACCGAUAGCAAGGGUUUCACAAGCUCCUCUUCAGUAUCCCCUCCACAGCGUGACAAUAGAUUAGACUCUUUAACUGCGCAAUUUCAAAAUAAGAAUAACAUGGGAAAUGUCGAUGCUAAUCAGACGUAUAGUACUUUAUUAGGCACAGUGCAGGACACAAGCGAUGCUACUAUUGAAAAUGAUCUUGAAGAUAAUUCUACAACUAAUAGUAAAAAUGCUAGUCGUAGUUCAGAUAUUUUUGAUCCAAAUUUUUCUAAUGAACAGUUCGUUAAAGUCGAAGCUAAUUCCAAUAUUGAUAAACGUAAGAGUUUAAUUGAGGUUAAAGAUAAUAAAACAUACAGCACUAAAACGGAUAUUGUUAGUUCUAAUACUACCCCUGUUUUAAUGGCAAAUAACGUAUUUGAUUCAGACCAGACUCCCCAAGUUGACAAGACGCACCGCCCAAAAUCGAAUGACGUUGUUUUAUUAGAUCAAUUGCCCAGUGAUCCAGGUAAAAAUGAUGAAGUUGAAGGGUUACGUGUUGAAGAAAUUACGAUCAGUCAAACGAUAGAACAAAAUAGACGCUCUUCUUUUACAAAUGUCAAUAAUAAUAGCCAUUCAAAAUUGAACGCUACUUCUGGUAGUACUAGAAUUAUUAGUAUUAACAGCCAAACAUCAUCAUCUAAAUCUUCUAACUAUUCUACGGCUGAAAAUCAAGAAGAAAAACAACAACAACAACAACAACAACAACAAGAGAGUAGUCUCAAUGCUCUUAAAGCUGAUACUUGCACCAAAAAAACCACUGUGGAACCAGGAGACGUUUCCAAUGGUUCAGUGAAGUCAGCUAGCUCUAACAUGAAAUCCAUCAAAAGUAAGUUGAAUGAAAAACCCUUGAAUAAGGCAAAGAAAUUUUUUCGUAAGUUUUCUGCUCAGAAAAAAGAUACCUCUGAAAAUCAAAAAUCAUCUGAUAAUGAUGCUUCUACAAUUACAACCGCAACAAAUACUUUAACCGAUACUGCUGAUAUGAGUUUUGUACAAGACGAUCCACUUUUUGCCAAUAAGGAGAUCUUGAAACCAGAACCAUUACCACCAAUUCCUCAACAAGAGCCUUUGCCUUUGAUGUUUUCUCAAGAAGAUGACUUUGUUGAAAAUAACUCACCUACCAAUAAACCUAUACCUCCACAAUUUUCAUCACAAAUUUCAAAAGACAUUUCCAACUCUGGUGAAAAUAAUGGCAAUGUUGAAAUUAAGAUCGAGAUGCCUUCUACUUCUGGAUUAGAACGCUCUCACAAACCUUUGCCACUCGUUACAAACAAAGAUUCUCAUGAUAACAAGGAAAAUAUUACCAACUCUUUUAGCAGCAAUACAGAUCAAUCUGAGUUUAAAUCUAAAGAGAUAAUAACUAAAGUUUGGGAUGAAUCUGAUAAGGAUGCUAAUCCAAGAAAAUCCUAUCAUUCGUUAUUUUCUGGUCCUUCACCUGGUCCAAAUAAAAUCAAAUUUUUCAAUCAAUCUGGAACGCCAUCUCCACUUCAAAGUUCAUUUAACAAUGAUCCAGAACGUACAGUUUUGUAUGAUGUGUCAGAUAUAUCUGAUGCAGCCAGCAGCACCAACAACAACAAAGAUUCCGACUCAGGAAAUACAAACAAUGUUAAUAUUGCCCAAACGUCCAAUGUUACCAAGACACAUCCACAACAACGGGCACCAACAACCCCACAGUCUCUCGAUGAGGGCAAGAAUGCUAAUUCUCAAGCAUUAGAGACAAUAAAUGAAUCAGAUGCACCCAAUACUAUCGUUACUUCUGGGACUAAAGACAAUGUGGAUAAUGAUACUGUUAGUAAGGUUAUCACUAAUAAUUCUGUCUACUUGGCAAGCCCUUCGACAGUUAACACUGAAGAUUUUGCUUUGAUGAAUAAUCCUAGGCAAGUUUUAUAUCAGCCUUCAUUUGUUUCUAAUCCAGAUAAAGAAUUAUAUGUCACCAAAAAGGUGUAUAGUGCCGGUAAUGAAUCAGAUCAACAGCACACUCAACACUCAGAAGAUGCCAGAUUCAAAACUUUCGUUAUUAGUCCCGAACAAUUGAGUGUAUUGGGGGAAAAUAGGAAAUUAAUGAACGAACUAACUAUGGUAAGCACUGAAUUAGCAGAAUCUAUUGCUAGAGAAACAGCAUUGGAAAAAAUACUAAAUGAAAAAGAAUACCAGAAUAAUGACACUCAUGGCGAAGUGUUUAGCAAUAGGGAUACGAAUAGUAUCGAGGACGAUAACCGUGGCUUAAACGAUAUGAUUAAUAUUCAAAGUGAAUUAAGAAAAAAAUCAUCUAAAAUUGUCACUUUGAUUCAAGAAUUAAAUGCUGAAAGAUUGAAGAGAUUUAUAGCUGAGGAACAAGUUUUAUUAUAUGAAAAGGGUUGUAAACCAAGUAAUUUAGAAUUAAGCUAUGAUAUAAAUAGUUUGCAAAAACAAUUACAGGAAAAGAAUCAUGAAAUUGAGUGUUUAAGGGCACAGAUUGGUCACAGUUAG